GCUCAACUUCAUAACAUACAAUAUCUACCGUCUACAUAAUUUUCAGAAGUCGCAAUCUUCACAUCCUGAAACCAGCCCCUCGAGAGUCUAAUGGCGCGGUGGUAGAAACUACUGCCUUAGUUUGCCCCUAAGUCCCUAAAUUGAAAAAUCGUGACGCCGGAUCGAAGCCCAAUCAUGAAAAAAAGCUAUUCAAUUAGGUUCUUUGAACCGGGAUUCCUACGGGGUGAUGGCCUUAGUUUUGCUGACUUUUGGCAGACAGUAAUUGAACCUUUUGUUCCUCUAGCAAUUUGACCAGACCUGCCUACAGGCGACAUUCGCGUGUAAGCUCUAUCUCACUUCAAGUGUUUCUACUCGUUCUCUACUGACCUUUAGGUCUUGCAGUGCUUCUUUAGUACAUACUCGCUUAAUGCGCUGCGACCACUCUCUGAAUAUUGGAACCGCUCCGCUCUCGCUGUCAAUUAGACAACCUGUUGGUAUUCGCGUUAAUGAUCUGGAUGGGUUGGAGCUUGUCUUCGCCAACGACAAAGAUGUCGAUCACACAAUAUUUGGCAAAGUAGAACCAAGCAAAGCCUAGGUUGUGUUACAACUCCUGCACGGUCAAAUGAUUGCGAAUGAUGUACUCAAGUACGAUUGUCUAAUUGGCCAAUAUGGUUGCGUUUAGU
Messenger RNA from Paraphaeosphaeria sporulosa, 662 nucleotides. RefSeq lists its product as uncharacterized. The record is from RefSeq and is a predicted model, not a curated record. The coding region runs from base 407 to 574 and encodes 55 amino acids. Lineage: Eukaryota; Fungi; Ascomycota; Dothideomycetes; Pleosporales; Didymosphaeriaceae. The transcript has 2 exons.